AUGAUUGUGUAUGUGGGAGUGGCAAAUGUCGAUGGCGAAUGGUGGUAUGAAGGGGCCAUGUCGGUGGAUGUGGGUUCUUCGCUGGGUUACUGGAUAUUGGUGGUCACCGGGGAGGAAGAGCAACACGUCGGCGAUGACGAGUCAAGGCCUCAUAUCUUAAGAGAAAUUUUGUCUAACAUGUGGAUGUGGUUGGUGGAGGAAGGGGGCCCUUUUGGGUGCGGUGCCGGUGAUUGUAAUUUGGGGAAAAGGCAAAGAUCUAACAUUGUGGUAGUGAGUGAAGAGGAGGAAGGGAGCAGUUGCUGGUGCUGGAUGUGCUGGGCAGUGGGCCUUUGUGGAGAAAGAGCAAAGGGAGUUGGUGGGCCUGGUUGGUGGCAAGUGGGUGGAGGUGGGUGUGGGAUGGAUGGUGACUUCGGGUGGGGGCGAAGGAGAGAGAGGGAGAUGCCUGGUGGGUGGCUUCGUUGGGCUAGCAGUGUCGCUGGUGGGUGUGGGUUGUAUAUGCUGUCGUUAGGUCGUUGGUGGUGGGUGGUGUGCCUCAGUCAGAGAUAA
Molecule: messenger RNA, 546 nt
Organism: Ilex paraguariensis (yerba mate)
Lineage: Eukaryota; Viridiplantae; Streptophyta; Magnoliopsida; Aquifoliales; Aquifoliaceae
Source: the annotation of a GenBank genome assembly